ACGAGCAUCCCGUGUAUUACGGUUUUGGGAAGUAGGUCGGAUUUUGUUGGAUUGUUGGCACGGAACUUCAAUGGUUUUUAAACUCGGUUAACGUAGCUGUAGUCUUCAGAAAACACAACUCUUUUCCCUCUUAUUAUAGUUGCCUGUCAGGUAACCAGAUACCAAUAUGCCACCUAAAAAACGCAACUCCGGGACGACACAAAGCAAAGAACUGAAGCCCAGUGCUGACAGUUCAUCUCCAGAAAAGAAUCCAGAGUUAUCUGUGAAGAAGCACAAAGAUAAGGACGCAGAGUUUGUGACACUGUGUAAGAGCCUUCAUGUUACAGACCUGGUCUGUGACCGCGCCUGGACGCUGUGGAAAACUGUUCAGGAAUCCAUGGAUGAAGUUGUUGACACUCAGAAAAGGCUGUGGGGUGCUUGUCUGUUUGUGAUUGUAACCGACAUGGAUGUUUCCCAUUUCACUGUGACUCAGGUUCUGAAAGAAGUCAGUCUGAACAUAAAACAGUUUAUGGAAUUGGUGAGAAAGUUGGAUGUGAACUUGGAUACGAUAAGCACUAAAGUGAAUUCAGCAUUGACACGAUUGGAGAAGAAGUACAAUGUGAUGCUGGCUCUCUACCAGAGGUUUGAAAAAACAUGCAAAAACGUCUUUGCUUUGACUCCUGAUGGCAAGGAGAGGGAGAUAAUUCGGACCUGCUGGACAAUGUUUCUGUUGGCAAAAGGAAGGGCUUUGCAGAUGGAGGAUGACCUGGUCAUAUCCUUCCAGCUGCUGCUUUGUACGUUGGAGUUAUUCAUCAAGCGCUGCUCUCCAGACCUUCUGCAGCCUCUUUACAGAUCAGCCAUCAGUAAGGUUCAGAGCCCUCCAACACGAACAUCUCGUCGCAACCAGAGCAAAGCUAAAUCCCGACCUCCAGAACCAGAGGUUGAUGUGCAGCUUCUAGAAACCUUGUGCAAAGAGAAUGAAUGUAACCUAGAAGAGGUGAAGAACGUAUACCAGACUAGUUUCUCAACUUUUCUGGACUCCUUGGAUCUUUCAAGAUCAACAGAUUUUCCUCAGGUGAGUCAUGUCAACCAGCAGUAUGAAGAGCACUACCUUAAGAGCAUGGACAUUGAUGGACGGCUGUUUUUUGAUGGAGACGAGACUGUUCUUGCACCUAAAGUUGAGACAUCACAGGUAGAAAUGACACCGAAGAAGAGUCAACCAGAUGAAGAUGGGGUACUCAUCCCUCCACAGACACCAAUCAGGGCUGCCAUGACGUCCAUUCGGCUGCUGAGGGGUGAUCUCCCAUCCAGUGGGGACCAACCAUCAACUAACCUGGCCACGUAUUUCAAAAAUUGCACUGUGGACCCCACUCAGGAUGUUCAGAAGCGUUUGGAGACGCUUGGCCAGGUGUUCAGCCAGAAAUUUGGUGAGGCUGUUGGGCCACACUGCGUUGCGUAUGGCAGGCAGAGAUUUGCCCUUGGUGUCAGAUUGUAUUACAAAGUAAUGGAGGCAAUGCUGAAAUCGGAAGAGAAGCGGCUGUCUGUGCAAAAUUUCAGUAAACUGCUCAACGACUCCACAUUCCACACAUCACUUUUGGCCUGUGCUUUGGAAGUGGUCAUGGCAACAUAUGAAGAGAGCAACUUCAAAAAUGGAGGAUACAACCAUGGAGGUGGGGACCAAGCUGAAACAGAUGUAUGUUUCCCCUGGAUAUUGAAUGUGUUCAACCUCACAGCCUUUGACUUCUACAAAGUAAUUGAGAGCUUCAUCAAAGCUGAGCCUACUCUGAGCAAAGAUAUCAUCAAACAUCUGGAGACCUGUGAGAACCUCAUCAUGGAGAGGAUUGCAUGGAAAACGGGUUCCCCGCUGUUUGAGCUUCUGAGACAUGAACAUGAUUGUGGAGCAGCAGAGCAGGUGGAGACUCCAGCUAGUUUUAACCAGCCGCUGCAGCACAAUCACACCGCUGCCGACCUGUAUCUGUCCCCGAUGCGCCCAGGCAUGCGUGUCUUGCCUCCUGAGUCCCCGGCAGCACCUACUUCUCAAUCUUCCUCUCAGCCCACAUCGCAGAUAACCAGCCAAGCUCCAAGACACCAGAAGUCCAACUCUCUAAGCCUUUUCUAUAAAAAAUUGUACCGCUUGGCAUAUACAAGGCUGAAGACACUCUGCUCCUACCUGUUGUCCUCCCACCCUGAGCUGGAACCAAUAAUAUGGACCCUUUUCCAGCACACUCUGCAGUAUGAGUACGAGCUGAUGAGAGACCGUCACCUCGACCAGUUAAUGAUGUCAGCCAUGUAUGCCAUAUGCAAAGUGAAGAGUGUUGAUCUGCGCUUCAAGUCCAUUGUCUCGGCAUACAAGAACAUGCCCAAUACCAACCAAGAGACUUUCAAACAUGUGUUGAUCACAGAGGGCCAGUAUGACUCCAUCAUUGUCUUCUAUAAUCAAGUGUUCAUGCAGAAGCUGAAAACCAACAUUCUGCAGUAUGCGUCUACCAGGCCACCAACCCUCUCUCCAAUCCCCCAAAUUCCACGCAGCCCCUACAAGUUCCCAAAUUCACCUCUGCGUGUGCCUGGAAGCAAUAAUGUGUACAUCUCUCCUAUGAAGAGCUCACGCAUGUCCCCAGGCAUCAUGACCCCUCGCUCCAGAAUGCUGGUAUCUAUCGGUGAAUCAUUUGGGCUCUCCAAUCGCUUCCAGAAGAUCAACCAGAUGGUCAGUAGCAGCGAUCGAUCCCACAAGAGGACUCUGGAUUUCGGCUCGGCUCCUAAGCCUCUAAAGAGGUUACGUUUUGAUGUGGACGGUCAGGAUGAAGCUGAUGGAAGCAAAUCUGGAGGAGAUUCUACACUGAUACAGAAGCUUGCAGAGAUGAGCUCUACUCGGAGUCGCAUGCAGGAACAGAAGAUGAAGGAGGAUGCUGAACUGAAAAAGGAGAUACUCUAAAACCUGCUGGACCCAUCGCUUAUCACAAUGUGAACACUAAUGUUCAUGCACAAAAUGAAACGCAAGUUUUCAUGUAAAUUUAGUGGUAAAUAUUAGUUUUAUUUAACUUGGAGGAGUAGUGUGAGAAUAUAAAGGACUUUCUCCUCGCUUUUGUGUUCAUGCUGCGUGUUUUUACUAAAUGAUUUUUAUUAAAUAUCAUUUGAAUUUGAUAAGUCAGGAUUGAGUAUAUUUGGUUUUAAGAGUGAUAUUAACUUUUGGGUCUUAGAAGAAAUCAUUGUUUUCAUCUUGAUGCAUGUUUUCAAUUCUCUAAAGUUAUGCCAGUUUUACUUUUGACAUUUCAAAUGUCUUGAUCAUGAUGCAGCACUUCAAGUGGUAAAUCAUGACUACUGUCUUCAAAAAGGAACAAGUGUCUACCUCAGACACAACAGUGUAUUUUCAAGUUGCAUUUUUACUUUUAAAGUGAGAUUUUUCUCAGCAACAUUAUUUUCUUUGGACAAUUACCUCAUGUCUAACAAUGAGAAAACAUGCAUAACUGGCCCAAAAUGACAAAAAAUUUGAUUACAGGUAAGAUUUCUCAUUGGUGUGAGAUUUAUAGUUUUAUAGUGGCUUUUCUUUUUAGUUUUGGGUGGUCAAAAAACAUGCAUGGAAAAAAAAACUACUAAUAUGCUUGAACUAUUUUUUUUUUAUACAUUCAUUAGAUUUUUUUUUUCUUUACAUUUGUAAUUUUUGUUAAUAGGAGGCAGCGGAUAAUAAGAAAGGGAGAAGUAAAAUAGUAUACACCACCUACAGGAAAUUCAUACGUGGAGUUCCCUCUAUAGAAUCUUGCUAGAAAUUCCAGUUACCGAAGUUUUUGUAAUAAAUGUUUCUAAUCUAUUCAAAUAGUUUCUGGUAAAAAAAAUUAGAUUAUUUCUUUAGAAAAUAGGACUUGUUUUGUACAUUGGUCUAUGGCAGUCUUGUUUUUGUUUCUAAUGAUUGCUGAGUUUUCCAUCGUGUUACAGGGUGAUAAAUCACCUAACUGUCUGAUAAGCAUUCAUUUUGGUUUGUUCUCUUAAAUACAACAAUGUUAAAUA
Molecule: messenger RNA, 3981 nt
Organism: Melanotaenia boesemani (Boeseman's rainbowfish)
Lineage: Eukaryota; Metazoa; Chordata; Actinopteri; Atheriniformes; Melanotaeniidae
Gene: rb1
Product: retinoblastoma 1
Exons: 27
Coding region: 167-2911 (914 amino acids)
Biological process (GO): cell morphogenesis involved in neuron differentiation; cell differentiation; neuron projection development
Cellular component (GO): nucleus; Rb-E2F complex; chromatin
Molecular function (GO): RNA polymerase II transcription regulatory region sequence-specific DNA binding
Source: RefSeq, a predicted model, not a curated record